Molecule: messenger RNA, 1764 nt
Organism: Nymphaea colorata (pocket water lily)
Lineage: Eukaryota; Viridiplantae; Streptophyta; Magnoliopsida; Nymphaeales; Nymphaeaceae
Product: tubulin alpha-6 chain
Exons: 5
Coding region: 232-1581 (449 amino acids)
Biological process (GO): microtubule cytoskeleton organization; mitotic cell cycle
Cellular component (GO): microtubule; cytoplasm
Molecular function (GO): GTP binding; structural constituent of cytoskeleton
Source: RefSeq, a predicted model, not a curated record
CCCUUCUCUCUCUCUGCCUCUCUCCUGUUAUGUGUUCUGUUUUUGGAGGGUGUGGCUGAUCUUGUUGGUGUAUUUUUAUAAUUAGAUAUAUAACGACAGGAAGGAAGAGGGGGGAGAGAGAGAGUGAGAGCGCUCCGGGGAAUCGCCUCCGCCUUUCGGUUCAUCGUCGAUCGAUAGGAAGGGAGAGAUCGAGGAGGAGGAGGAGAAGAAGAACGCCAAGGGAGAGGAGAGAUGAGGGAGAUCAUAAGCAUCCACAUCGGGCAGGCGGGAAUUCAGGUAGGGAACUCCUGCUGGGAGCUCUACUGCCUCGAGCAUGGGAUCCAUCCCGACGGCAUCAUGCCAAGUGAUACUUCUGUAGGUGUUGCGCACGAUGCUUUCAAUACCUUUUUCAGCGAAACUGGUGCUGGCAAGCAUGUCCCUCGUGCAAUUUUUGUGGAUCUGGAGCCGACUGUCAUUGAUGAAGUUCGAGCUGGUACCUAUCGGCAGCUAUUCCAUCCCGAACAACUUAUUUCUGGGAAGGAAGAUGCUGCGAACAACUUUGCCAGAGGACAUUACACAGUCGGGAAGGAAAUUGUUGAUCUGUGCUUGGACCGGGUAAGGAAAUUGGCAGACAAUUGUACUGGUUUGCAAGGAUUUUUGGUCUUCAAUGCUGUUGGAGGUGGCACUGGAUCUGGACUGGGUUCAUUGCUGUUGGAGAGGUUGUCUGUUGAUUAUGGCAAAAAAUCAAAGCUUGGAUUCACCAUCUAUCCCUCACCUCAGGUUUCCACAGCUGUUGUGGAGCCCUAUAACAGUGUUCUUUCCACACAUUCUCUUCUAGAGCACACUGAUGUUGCUGUUCUUUUGGACAAUGAAGCUAUUUACGACAUAUGCAGGCGUUCUUUAGAUAUUGAGAGGCCAACAUAUACCAAUCUGAACAGGCUUAUAUCUCAAAUAAUAUCAUCUUUGACUACUUCAUUGAGAUUCGAUGGUGCAAUUAAUGUUGAUAUCACGGAAUUCCAGACCAACCUUGUCCCUUACCCUCGAAUUCAUUUCAUGCUUUCUUCAUAUGCACCAGUUAUCUCUGCUGAGAAAGCUUAUCAUGAACAGUUGUCUGUUCCUGAGAUAACUAAUGCUGUUUUUGAGCCGUCAAGUAUGAUGGCAAAAUGUGACCCCAGACACGGAAAAUACAUGGCUUGCUGUUUGAUGUACCGGGGUGAUGUUGUGCCCAAGGAUGUUAACGCUGCUGUUGCAACUAUCAAGACGAAGAGAACUGUUCAAUUUGUGGACUGGUGCCCAACUGGUUUUAAAUGUGGUAUCAACUAUCAACCUCCCACAGUUGUUCCCGGAGGAGAUCUUGCUAAGGUCCAAAGGGCUGUGUGCAUGAUCAGCAACAACACCGCCGUUGCCGAAGUUUUCUCGCGCAUCGAUCACAAAUUCGACCUCAUGUACGCGAAGAGGGCAUUCGUUCAUUGGUACGUUGGUGAAGGAAUGGAAGAGGGUGAAUUCUCGGAGGCGAGGGAGGACCUGGCUGCUCUGGAAAAGGAUUAUGAGGAAGUUGGCGCUGAGGGUGCGGAUGACAUCGACGAUGGAGACGAGUACUGAAGGUGAUUCUUGUUGGUUGUUUGUUUAGGUUGGUUAUUUCCAUCUCUCCUCUUUCCCCUCCCCUUGUAUUUUGUGCUUGCUCCUGUGUGGUUUGGGAGCCUUUUAUGUAGUCAUAAACUAUUUCUGUGUUUUUCCGAUAUUGUGAUGGUAAUGAUAUUCAGUUUCCAACUUCUCAUUCCUUUA